AUGCGGAUUGCGGAUAAAGGCAACGUCACCGUUCUGAUGAAUAGGGGCGAUUAUGAAUCGAAAAUGUCGGUUCUGCUGAAUAAUUCGUCAACAUAUUUGCCACUGGAUCGAUAUCCAACGAUACAAGAGAAAAAAAUUCGUAGAGUGAGAUUACCACCAAACUACGUUUUGAUUUCGUUAGAUGUUAUCUCCCUGUUCACGAAUAUUCCGAAAGAAUUGGUGAUAUCACCUGUCAACAAACGAUGGACUAAAAUCAAAAAAAUCACCAACCUACCUAAGGAUGAGUUCAUUGUUGGCUCAACGAUGGUUCUAGAGGAAUGCUGUUUCCAAUUCAAUGGUAAAUAUUAUCGUCAAGUUUUCGGCUCUCCGAUGGAAUCACCAGCUAGCCCAGUAUUCGCUGAUUUAGUACUGGAAAUUCUGGAGGAUGACGUCAUAAAGAAAUUGCCAUUCAAGUUACUAUUCUAUUGGCGUUAUGUUGAUGAUAUAAUAACAGGAGUACCAGCUGACAAAGUGAACGAGAUGAAAGAUGCUUUUAACAAAUACAACAAGCACAUCCAAUUCACAGUGGAAGAAGAGCUAAAUCAACGAAUAUCGUUUCUGGAAGUGUUGUGCAUACGACACAACCGAAGUAUCAAAAUCGAUUAG
Molecule: messenger RNA, 645 nt
Organism: Bradysia coprophila
Lineage: Eukaryota; Metazoa; Arthropoda; Insecta; Diptera; Sciaridae
Source: RefSeq, a predicted model, not a curated record